AUGGUGGAUGAAGAACUGGAGCUCUUCAGGAGGAAUCAUUUCUUGCCUCAGGGAGGCAUAUGUCCUGUGGUCCCUGUCGGAUUGAUAGUCCAUCAUUCCGAUCACUUCUUUGCAGUCAUUUUCGACUAUCGUCGACGCACAGCGCAUGUCUUGGGUCGCCGUAUUUCCGACUCGGUAAUGGACAUCGAUGGAGUGGAUUUACACGACUGGAAUGAUUGGAGUGGGCCACAAUACUGGAGGAGAAUUGGAUCGCUUCAUGGCUGGAGUACAGGGGAUGUCAGCGAUGUGUCCGUGAUAAGCAAGGACUGGAUGCAAAAUGGCGUGGACUGUGGUCCUAUCGCUUGCUCCGUGCUUGAACAAUGCCUCACCUCAGGAUUAGAUGAGCAUGGCAACCUGCCAGGGUUUGAAGUCCAAUGCGGCCACAUACUGCGAAUCACAAUGUUGCAUAAGAUCGCCGGGCGCAUCAAACUCAGCUGCAGCGACUAUCUGAUUCUCCUGGACGGUCCACAAGAUUAUUGGAGAGAGGAUGAUGUGCCAGAUGAAGAUGUUAUUUCUGCGAUUCAAAAUGGGCGGCACCAGGCUGAGUGCCUCAAGCUCAUGCGUAAAUUGACUAUCUUGAGCGCCACUUGCUCGAUGUGUCAACGUCCCAUUCUACAUCAGGAUGAUGAAAGCCCCUUCCAAAACGAGGAUAACGGAGAUAUGAACCAAGUCGAUCAGGAUGUUUUGUUGAAAGCAAACAAACAACUAGCAGGAUCCCGGAACCGCAAUUCAAUAGUCCCUCGCUCUGUUGGAACACACCUCGAAUUGGAACCAGAGAUACUACCUGACAUGCAUGAUGCAGGCGACUCGCAACGCUCUAAAUCUGCCUUAGCAUCUCGGAGGCGAGUGAAAAACUUGAAUCUAGGAAGCAACAAACGAUUUCCACGUCCAAUUCCACCACUUCCCCUUGGUGCAUAUUCAGGUAGGAGGUGGCUCAAGGACGACCUCGCAUUCGACGAUUAUGAAGGUGGGCCUACAAUCGAGAUGUUGAUAAGACCCAGGGACGUAAAUAACACUAUGACAUUGUGUGCUGGGGAAAUCCAACUUUCUACUGCCUGGGUGUAUUGGGUCGACCAUGGAUAUCGCAUCACGCCUAGCUCAUUCCAUAUAUUCUAUCAAUGCGACCCCACGGCCACCAUGGACCACAUCAUGCCUAUUGGAACGACCAGCUCAUAUGAUGCUUCAAAUCAGAUUCCAGAUCGAGUGACGGGUGCAUACAGCCUUGCACGCCUCAGACCAUCUCCAGAAGCACGGCACGUGCAUAUUACAGAUGUGGAAAUACUCUCUGCUUCGGAACUCAUUGAUUCCGCGCAAUACGACCCCCCUCUGCAUGAAGAAUGUAGGUUCGGACACAAUGCUUUUGUCCGUGGCCACACCAGUCAUCGAUACGGUGAUGGUGCUGCAUUAUACGUCGACCUGGAAAGAGAUUCAAUCACAUUUUCAGAGGAUGAGAUAGAGACCUCGGUGGACAUAGACAGUAUCAUUUGGACGACAAAAAUGUUCCGAUGCAAGGGUUCUGUGGGGAUCUACAUCACUCCGCCAUUUCAAACAAAGCCUGGCAUAUUCAAGCACAAUCACACAUAUGUCGACAUUAUGAUACCGCAGUCGGAAGGGGACGCCAAUAGUCCUGGUGGAAGAACAGAAUGGCUGUCCAAAAGAUUUCCCAUGUCUGCCAUCCCUCAUGCCUCUAUUGGGCGCAUAUCCUCCGCUUCCUCGACGCUCAAUCUUUACGUUGCCUUCCCAAGAAUGAUUCAUCAACACCCGGUGAAUGGUCGUAGAAUCACCCUGAUGCCAAAGGAGGUCUUGGAUAUCUUUUGGGAUAGAGUGCUGCUGCCAUCCAUAGGAGACUGCACCGACGUCAGCUGGGCGCCUUACCUCAAGCACACUUUGGAGGAGGCAAGAUAUAAGGCGAGAGGUAGAGAUGGACGCAAAGGCGGAUGGGGUCCUCCAAAGACAAUACCACUCUCUGAUGAUGACUUUAGAGAUGUGCAGGACCGCAUGGAAGCUCGCAUACGUGAUGGAGGGGGAGAGCUGAGUAUGUAUGGAUCGUUGUUCUUUAUUCUGGAGGGAAAAGGAAUAAAGCUCCUGACAAAGGACGGACAGAGAGGCCGUUUCUCAGGACCAGAGGAGGCCCUGCGUCGAAAUCUGUCCGACCUCGACUGGCCAUAUAUGAUGGACCGGAGGCACGGGGAGCUUCUUCUGGAUGUAGGCAUCUCAUUCACGCCUCGCUCUCCAGAUGUUCCUGUCGUCGGGGUGUGGAGAUUAGAUGCGUUGGAGGCAUCGUUUGGUGCAGGAGGCUACAAGCGAGGCGAUAUACAUCACCACAACAUGCUGUCCAGAUAUGGCGCACUGCAGGCAGAAAUGCAACAGGAAAGAUCACAGCAGACUCACAUAGCAUUCAGGAGCACCUACAAUCUAUACUACGAGUCCAUCCGCACAAACAACAACCAGGCGAACUUUGCUUCCGACAGCGAUGCAUACAAGCUAUCUCCUUCAUACAUGGCUGAAUGCUUUGACAUCAUGAAGGUUGUCGAUUGCUGCAAGGGGAAGACAUAUGGUGUUAGAGAUGAGUAUAGGGUCAGCGGCCACGCAGCCAGGAUCAUGUUGGACGAUAUAGAAAGCAAGGCUGUUCAAUAUCUGCAAUCAGAUCCAAUACUGUGGAUUCCAUCCACAAUCUGGUUCGAGCUCAUCAGGCGACGUGUACGGGAGAUUCAAAGGACCCAAAUAACCAUCGUAAAAAAGAACCCUCCCAAUCUUGGCAUCCUGACUGGUCUGCUAAACCACAUGCUUCGCUCGACUACAUCAACCCCUAUCAUCUAUGACUCCCAUGUCCGCGAAUCCCUCACCCUCCUUGAAUACAGGAAUGUGCUCGAGACAGCAGGGAUGUUUUUCUUGCAGGACUUCGAUAUAAACAGCGACACGUGCCUAGAGGAGGUGCAGCAAAUCGAUGAUGUUAAUGUUUUGGGACUUAUGGGAGUAACUGCAAAGGCGCAAAGGGAUAGAGCAGUGGCAAGGAUGGAUGCAUGGCGACGCAAUGAGUCAGAAUCAGAAGAAUAUCCUCUUGGUCGGACACCAACCUGGACCAGCCUCAAGACAGCCAUCUCACACUCUCCAGCGACAAUCAUGAGAGACUGGUCAUGGACAUCCAGGAUGUCCAACAUUCAACUCACUGUUGGACGUUUGGUCGUAAUGUUCACAAGGCAUCUGUGGCUCAUGCUGAUGGAAGAAGUCAUUAAAGGCACCAGACCCUACCCUAACUCACUUUAUGAUGCCAUGAAGUGCUGGACGAUAACAAGCAUCGACGAUACACUUGCUUCUGUCGCUUUUGAAGCCUGCAAUGCUGGUUUGCAUGACCAUACAGGCGUAACUCCAGGUCGCUUGGGUCCCCAGUCAAGAGCCUUUGUGCACAGAUGCUCGUUAUUCUUUCCUGACCCUGACGCUCCCCAUAAGCGCAAUGCUCAGUGGUGUGGACUGUGGGAAAGAGAUGGAUACAUCGCAGAAUUCCAUAGGACGAUGAAGACAUUGGAUGGGGAUCAGCAGGAAUCGCUAAAGCAAGGUUUACGGGACAUAUUUUCGGAACUUCACUGUCUACCUUCGAGUGGUGUGAGGGUGUGGAUCCAAAAGAAGGAUGCCAUAGUAUUCGUAACAAAUCCUGCAUUUUAUAGGAUCGACCGCAUUGGAAGGGGGGGCGAGAGUCAGAGGAGAGCUCCAAGAGCGCGUCGGACUAUGAAGGUGAUCAAGGGAAAGCGCAUAUUUGCGGCUGAUCUCAUGGACUCACAACCAUUCGACGCCGAUGGGAAUUUGAGAAGGAAGACAGAGAGGCAAAAGCGUCGGGAGAUUCACAAAAAGAUGACUAUGGAAAAGAGAAACAAAAGGGUACCCCCACCCCCACGUCCUCGCAAGUCCAGGCCAUUCCCAAUGAGUGAAUCAGCACAUGUGGUGACAGAUGAUGAAAUGGAUGUGGAUUAG
This is a messenger RNA of Suillus plorans, 4008 nucleotides long. RefSeq lists its product as uncharacterized. The coding region runs from base 1 to 4008 and encodes 1335 amino acids. The transcript is spliced from 3 exons. Lineage: Eukaryota; Fungi; Basidiomycota; Agaricomycetes; Boletales; Suillaceae. The record is from RefSeq and is a predicted model, not a curated record.